Messenger RNA from Charadrius vociferus (killdeer), 558 nucleotides. RefSeq names its product DAZ associated protein 2 (gene DAZAP2). The record is from RefSeq and is a predicted model, not a curated record. Bases 1 to 558 code for a protein of 185 amino acids. NCBI's taxonomy places the organism in Eukaryota, Metazoa, Chordata, Aves, Charadriiformes, Charadriidae. The transcript has 4 exons.
AUGCAGUUUGGCGGCGUGCUUCGGAUUUCGGAGUGGGCUGCUUCUCCUUUAGCAGACGUUCGGCAGGUCGGCAGACAGUUCCCCCCGCAGCCGUCCUACCCCGUCCAGUCCCCCGCCGUCUACCCGCAGACUCUGCCCCUCCCGCAGCCGCCGCCGUACACGGACGCACCUCCUGCUUAUUCCGAGCUUUACCGUCCCAGCUUUGUGCCUCUGGGGGCUGCCACCGUACCUACCAUGUCUGCGGCGUACCCCGGCGCUUCUGUCUUCCUGCCCAUGGCCCAGUCUGUGGCCGUGGGGCCGAUCGGCUCGUCGGUCCCCAUGGCAUAUUACCCCGUGGGACCGGUUUAUCCUCCGGGCUCGACAGUCCUUGUUGAAGGUGGCUUUGAUGCUGGAGCGAGGUUUGGGGCUGGUGGAACAGCCAACAUCCCGCCCCCCCCGCCUGGCUGUCCCCCCAACGCCGCCCAGCUGGCCGUGAUGCAAGGAGCCAACGUCUUGGUGACGCAACGGAAGGGAAACUUCUUCCUGGGAGGCUCAGACGGCGGCUACACUAUCUGGUGA